Entrophospora candida is the source of this 311-nucleotide messenger RNA. NCBI's taxonomy places the organism in Eukaryota, Fungi, Glomeromycota, Glomeromycetes, Entrophosporales, Entrophosporaceae. The record is from the annotation of a GenBank genome assembly.
CAGCAGUAGAAACUUUAACAACAGAAAGCUUCAAAAUUAUGGAUGAAGAUGAUAAUGAUUUUAAAGUAGAUCAAACAAUAGAAGAUACUAUAACAGAAGCUGAAGAAAAUAUUGUUACAGUUGAAACGAUAAAUGAUGUAACGCCGGUAACAGAACCAGAACCAGGACUAGUAACAAUUUUAGAUGAUGCGAUAGCAAAUGAUGUAGUUAAACAAUUAGAAAAAACCCAAUCCAAAAAUAUUGAUAGAGCUGAUAUUGAUUUAAGUAUAGAAGGUGAUGAGAUAGUAGAAGAAGAUAUUGCUGGACCAUAG